Messenger RNA from Parasteatoda tepidariorum (common house spider), 887 nucleotides. NCBI's taxonomy places the organism in Eukaryota, Metazoa, Arthropoda, Arachnida, Araneae, Theridiidae. The record is from RefSeq and is a predicted model, not a curated record.
AUGUCGGACAAAACUUUAUCAUUUAAAGGAGAAUCAUGUCAUGAUGGGAAGAAAAGUGAAGAAAGGUUAACUGUCUUAUUAUGUUGCAACGUUGAUGGCUCAGAAAAAUUCACACCAUUAGUCACUGGAAGAUCGAGCAAACCGCGAUGUUUUAAGAAAGUUAAAAAGCUAUGCGACUAUAGUAGCAAUAAAACGGCGUGGAUGACAUCGAACAUUUUUUUGGAUUUCCUUCAUAAGUUUGAUAGAAAAAUGGAAAAAGAAAAACGAAAAGUUCUUUUAUUCAUGGAUCAAUGUCCUGCUCAUCCACAAGACUUACCGAAUUUCAAUAACACGAAAGUAGUCUUCUUUCCUGCAAAUUGCACUAGCAAAAUUCAACCCUUGGAUCUAAGCAUCACCCGUUGUGUAAAAGUACACUAUAGAAAAACUUUAACUCGUCGUCUUUUGGCUGCCAUGGAAACAAAACUUCAGGCAAAAGACGAGCUAAAGCAAAUCACUGUCCUUGAUGCAAUGCGCAUGAUGUGCUCAUCAUGGAGAAGCAUCACAGACAAGUGUAUUCACAACUGCUUUAAAAAAGCGGGAUUUCUGCUUCCAGAAGAAUCUGAUGGUGAGGAGGUAGAGCCCGAAAAUGAAAACAACAUUAGUGAUUGGAAUACUGUGUAUGGUGGAAUGGGUAAUUGUACUUUCAACGAAUUCGUUGACGCAGAUGAGCACUUAAUUACGGCUCAAAUACGAGAUAUUUGAGAAAUUGCAGCUGAAAUAAAUGGUGGCGACAAUGAUGAUGAGAUAGACGACAUUGAUGAAGAAUAUACCGCAAAAGUUCCCCCAACUCACACAGCCGCUUUACAGGCACUAGAAACUCUGCGUGAUUAUUUUCAAUUUCAUUCUGG